CUGCUGCCCGGGAUGUCUCUGGAGCUCACCUUCCUGGGCACGGGCUCAGCUUUCCCGUCGCCGUGCCGCGGAGCCUCGGCGCUGGUGCUGCGCAGGGAAGGGCAGUGCUGGCUCUUCGAUUGCGGCGAGGGGACGCAGACACAGCUCAUGAAGAGCCACCUGCGAGCAGCCAGAAUUACCAAGAUUUUCAUCACUCACCUUCACGGCGACCACAUUUUUGGACUUCCUGGGCUGCUGUGCACGCUCAGCCUCCAGACGAGCCCUGACGGCAGCAAGGCACCCAUUGAUAUUUACGGGCCCCUGGGGCUGCGGAGCUUCCUCUGGAGGAGCCUGGAGCUCUCCCACUCCCAGCCCCUGCUGCCCUACACCGUCACCGAGCUGGUCCCCACGCGGGACCAGUGCCCCCCGGAAGAAUUUAGGGACUUCUCUGGCUUGGACCGAGACGAGGCGCUUGCCCAGGCGCCUCCAGGGAGAGUUCUGCACCUGGAUCCAGAAGAAGACUCCUACUUGCUGCUGGAGGAUGAGCAGCUGGUUGUCAGAGCCUUCCGCCUCUUCCACCGCGUGCCCUCCUUCGGCUUCGUGCUGGAAGAGAAGCCCCGGCCUGGGAAGCUCAAUGUGCGGAUGCUGCAAGAGCUUGGGGUCCCGCCAGGUCCCUUGUACGGGAAGGUGAAGAGCGGCGGAGUCAUCGUGCUGGAGAACGGGACGCGGAUACAGCCCGGCGACGUGCUGGGGCCGCCGGUUCCGGGCAGGAAGGUCUGCGUGCUGGGCGACUGCGCGGGGCCCGUGGGGCCGGGGGCCGCGCGGCUCUGCUGGGGCGCAGACCUGCUGGUGCACGAGGCCACGCUGGGGGACAGCCAGCGGGACAAGGCGCGCCAGCGCGGGCACAGCACGCCCGGCGCGGCCGCGGCGUUCGCCCGCGGCUGCCGCGCCAGGAGGCUGGUGCUGACCCACUUCAGCCAGCGGUACCGGCCCGGCGAGCCCCACGGCGGCCACGAGGAGCUCGGCGCGCUCAGGAGGGAGGCCGAGGCCGUGAUGGGGGACCGGGAGGUGACGCUGGCCGAGGACUUCAUGACCAUCGAGAUCCCAAUGAAAAACUGAAACACGAGGACUUUGUGACCACAGAGAUCCCAAUGAAACAGUGAAAACCAAGGACUUCCUAAUG
This is a messenger RNA of Onychostruthus taczanowskii (white-rumped snowfinch), 1162 nucleotides long. It is a transcript of the gene ELAC1, whose product is annotated as elaC ribonuclease Z 1. Bases 13 to 1098 code for a protein of 361 amino acids. The record is from RefSeq and is a predicted model, not a curated record. Gene Ontology annotation, molecular function: 3'-tRNA processing endoribonuclease activity. The transcript has 3 exons. Lineage: Eukaryota; Metazoa; Chordata; Aves; Passeriformes; Passeridae. Gene Ontology annotation, cellular component: nucleus.